Messenger RNA from Lichtheimia ornata, 1050 nucleotides. RefSeq lists its product as uncharacterized. The record is from RefSeq and is a predicted model, not a curated record. The transcript is spliced from 2 exons. The coding region runs from base 1 to 1050 and encodes 349 amino acids. Gene Ontology annotation, molecular function: oxidoreductase activity. NCBI's taxonomy places the organism in Eukaryota, Fungi, Mucoromycota, Mucoromycetes, Mucorales, Lichtheimiaceae.
AUGGAAACAACGAUACCCGAAAGCAUGAACGCACUACAAUUGACCAAGACGGGUCCUGCUGAAAGCUGUAUGGAAUAUACCAAAGUCUCUACACCCACCUUAAAGCGCAAGGAUGAUAUUCUUGUUCGUAUCAAGGCCACUGGCAUCAAUCCUGUCGAGGCCAAAUUUAGAGCAGGCAAUGUGGGCUACUUUCCUUUAUCAUUCCCAUGCGUCUUUGGAUGUGAUUAUGCUGGUAUCGUAGCAGCCGUUGGUAGCAGUGUCACUGAUUUCCAAGUGGGUGAUGCUGUUUAUGGCUCGUUGCAAUAUCCAUUUGGUUCGGCAGGCACCUAUGCAGAAUAUACAAUCGUCUCGCCUACCAAGGAUGCCAUUGUCAAAAAGCCCGACACCAUUUCAUUUGAGGAAGCCGCAGCAACUGGCAUUGCAGCCAACACGGCUUAUCAAGGCAUUAUUGUGGAUGGAAAUCUUCCCAAAACGGGUCCUAAAAAGAUCCUUGUAGUAGGUGCAUCAGGAGGCGUUGGCACCUAUGGUAUUCAAAUUGCCAAGGCCAUUGGUGCUGAAACAGUGGGUAUCUGUAGUGGUAAAAAUGCAGCUUUCGUAAAAAGUCUAGGAGCGGAUCGCGUUGUGGAUUAUACAUCCGAGGAAGCCAUUGCUGCAUUAGCACGCGAAACAGAGACAUUUGACGUCAUUUUGGAUUGUGUGGGUGGUGAUGGCUAUUACUACAAGUUGGUGCGUACGUUGAAAAAACAAGGCGUGUAUUCCACAGCGGUGGGUCCAUCGAUGCAUGUGGGUGCCGAAAAGGUGGGAUUGCUGAGCGGCGUCAAAAUGGCAUUGGCGGUAGCCAACCACAAGCUCUUUGGUGAUCGCAAUUAUUCGGUUGUGCUGAAUUUGCCCUGGGUACGCUUUCCACAUGAUUUACGACCGUUCCUGGAAAAUGGGUCCGUCAAAAGUGUCAUCAUGGAGGAAAAUAUCUUUCCACUCAAGGAUGGUGCAAAGGCUCACUUGAAACUCGAAUCUCAUCGCACUGUGGGCAAGAUUGUCCUUGUCAUGUAA